Penicillium argentinense is the source of this 255-nucleotide messenger RNA. Its product is annotated as cytochrome b5-like heme/steroid binding domain-containing protein. Bases 1 to 255 code for a protein of 84 amino acids. The transcript is spliced from 2 exons. NCBI's taxonomy places the organism in Eukaryota, Fungi, Ascomycota, Eurotiomycetes, Eurotiales, Aspergillaceae. The record is from RefSeq and is a predicted model, not a curated record. Gene Ontology annotation, cellular component: intracellular membrane-bounded organelle; membrane. Gene Ontology annotation, molecular function: heme binding.
AUGUCUCAAACAUUCUCCCCCGCCGACGUGGCCUCCCACAACUCCGCCGACAAGGGCAUGUACAUCAUCGUCGACACGGGUGUCUACGAUGUCACCAAGUUCGUCGACGAGCACCCCGGCGGCGCGAAGAUCCUGAAGCGCGUUGCGGGCAAGGAUGCCUCGAAGCAGUUUUGGAAGUACCACAAUGAAUCCGUGCUGAAGAAGUACUCCCCGAAGCUGAAGAUCGGCGAGGUCAAGGACGCCGCGAAGCUGUGA